GAACAGCUUAGAAGACUAGAUAUAAAUUGUUAUAAAGCUUUAUUUCAUGAAUCCACUAUCUUGUCAGUCGUCUAAUAUUAUUCAACAGAGAUCAAGUUCAUUUUCAAAUUCAUCUAAGAUAUGGCAGCCGGAUUCAGAUGUUUUACUAUGUCCAUUUUGUAAAAGAGCAUUUUCAUUUUUUCAUCGGAGACAUCAUUGUAGGAAAUGUGGAUGCGUAGUUUGUUCAAGUUGCUCAUCUAAUAAUUGGGACUUUUCAAGGUCGUUUGAAUUAAAGAAAAACAGUAAUAAACAGUGUGAUUCUAAAGUUCUUCGUGUUUGUGAUAAAUGCUUUAUGCAGUUAUUUGAGGAACAAUCUCAAAAGAAAGCAGAUGGUCAUUCAUCUUUAAUUCAGAAGACACGAAUUAGUAAUGAUGAAAUGAUAGAAUGUCCAGUGUGUUUAGAGUCUUUUUCAAUGAUACCAACCUUAUCUGAACGUGAAAUACAUAUUGAUAAAUGUUUAAAAAAUAAUCAUUAUACCUCAGAAUCCACUCUUAAUAAGCGGAGAUUUUUAUCUUAUGUUCUUCCUUCAUCUAGUUCACUUGUAGGUACCGAAUGUAUUAUUUGCUUUGAAGAAAUGCUACCUGGAGAAAAAAUAGCACGCCUUGAAUGUCUUUGCAAUUAUCAUGUGAUAUGUAUAAAACAAUGGAUUUCUGUAACUACUGGUAGAGGUUGUUGUCCUAUUCAUAUGCUACGAUCUUAACUUUCAUAUAUACCCAUCUUCACUAUAACUCAUUACAAUUCUAUGC
Molecule: messenger RNA, 785 nt
Organism: Pneumocystis carinii B80
Lineage: Eukaryota; Fungi; Ascomycota; Pneumocystomycetes; Pneumocystales; Pneumocystaceae
Exons: 4
Coding region: 47-739 (230 amino acids)
Molecular function (GO): metal ion binding
Source: RefSeq, a predicted model, not a curated record